AUGAGGAAAGAUGUCGGUGACAUCAAGGAAGGUGUACAAUUUGUUGAACUAUCAUCGGGGCAUUGUUUGUACUAUGUUGAUCAGGCUACAGUGGACAAGAAUGUGAAAGAACGAGGAUAUCAAGAUAAUCCAUCAUUGGAACAGAUUGCUUAUUCUGAUCGUAUUAUUGGUAUUUAUGAAGGUGGAUUCAAAGUGUGGGAAAGCGCUAUCGACCUAUGCGAAUACAUAGAUAAAGUUCUGGAACCACAUAUUUUGAGGGACAAAAAGAUUCUCGAGAUUGGGUGUGGCGCGGGAUUACCAUCAAUUUUGGCGUUGCAGAAGGGUGCUAAGGAAGUCGUUUUGCAGGAUUAUAAUGAUAUUGUUGUCAGUUGCUUUACAAAGGAUAAUUUCACGGUCAAUAAUGUAAGCUUGGAGAAUUGCCAAUUUUAUGCCUGCGACUGGGCCACAUUGCAGCAGAAAACAGAUGGUCAGAAGUUUGAUGUUAUUUUAACUUCUGAAACGAUCUACAAUGACGAACAUUACGAGGUUUUGCAUAAUUUGUUUGACGUUGUUCUUCCACCCGAUGGAUUAAUUUUGCUAGCAGCAAAGAUGUUUUACUUUGGUGUUGGUGGCAAUAUACCAAGCUUUUUGGAAUAUGUGAAAACACGUGGCAUAUUCGAUACAUAUAUAUGUUGGAGUAGCGAAACUGAUGUUCCACGAAAGAUUAUACAAUUGACUCGAAAAUUUUGUUCCUAA
Acanthocheilonema viteae is the source of this 735-nucleotide messenger RNA. NCBI's taxonomy places the organism in Eukaryota, Metazoa, Nematoda, Chromadorea, Rhabditida, Onchocercidae. The record is from the annotation of a GenBank genome assembly.